AUGGUGCCACGCAUUGUCAAUAGCUAUGUCGUUUCCGUGACAGUCCCUGAUAUCACGGCGGACCUUGGUCUGGGCCUCUGUCUCUCUCUCCGAUCGACGACGUUUGGCCCUGACACUCUCUCGGCUCAGGUAUCGACACAAUUUGCAUUCUGGGUUCGGUUAACUUGGUGGGUUGGAUAUGAAUUUGAAUGGCUUCUCUACGAAUUUGCUGACGCUGUUGGAGAGAGAGAGUUGUUGCAACAUGGACCUGUGGAGAUGCUUGUUGGCCAAUUCUGA
Messenger RNA from Prunus armeniaca (apricot), 276 nucleotides. Lineage: Eukaryota; Viridiplantae; Streptophyta; Magnoliopsida; Rosales; Rosaceae. The record is from the annotation of a GenBank genome assembly.